Messenger RNA from Lates calcarifer (barramundi perch), 2647 nucleotides. RefSeq names its product cell division cycle associated 7a (gene cdca7a). Gene Ontology annotation, cellular component: nucleus. The coding region runs from base 116 to 1321 and encodes 401 amino acids. The transcript has 10 exons. The record is from RefSeq and is a predicted model, not a curated record. Lineage: Eukaryota; Metazoa; Chordata; Actinopteri; Centropomidae. Gene Ontology annotation, biological process: regulation of DNA-templated transcription.
AAACGAACAGCGAUGUGGGCUGGGUGCAGCUGCAGGACCUGCAUUGUUCACUGCAGAGCUGCUGCAAGGCGUGUUUCUGAGUCCCUGUUUGUGCACCAAGACUUUAAAAAGAAAAAUGCCUCUCACCCGCUCCAAGAAACUGGCGGUCCAUCCACCUCCAUCCACCAGGAUGAGUUUGAGGAGCUUUCGCAGCGUCCCUCUGGUUCCCAUGGAGACUUCCUCUUCUUCCUCUGAUGACAGCUGCGAUAGCUUUGGCUCAGAUGGAGGCUUUGCAAAUACGAGGAGCAAUUUAAGACAGACGAGGAGGAUGGCAGAGAAACCAAAGGUGUUUGAGGCGACAUCAGAGGAGGACACAUGCAGCGGGUUUGAGAAUAUGAUCAACAGGCAGAUGAAAUCCAUGAAAGUGGGCUCUGAACCUCCGAGACGUGGCCGCAGGUCCAGCAUCCUGAAGGUCGCCAUGACAUUCCCCACCAAGAAGCAGGGUGUGAAGAGACCUGCGUCCGAACCACUCCCUCAACCUAAAGUGCAAGACUCUGAGGAGGAGGAGGAGGAGGAGAACUUCAUGGACAAGAGAGCCCUGAACAUUAAGGAGAACAAAGAAAUGCUUAGAAAGCUCAUGGCAGAGCUGAACAAAGUGCCUGGACUUUUCCCGACACGUAUGGCAACAUCAGGACCCUCCACGCCCAGACGGGCACCUCGGCGGUCCGAGGGAACUCCUAGAUCUACCCGGAGAAACCCAGAGCGUUUGUCUCGACCCCACACACGAUCCCGCACACUGGUGGACGGACCCCCCAGCCCGACACCAGAAGAGGAGGAGCCUGAGGAUAAGUUCAGCCUGGUUCGCAAAAGCCGCUACUUUGAGGAAUAUGAUGAACCACUUCGUCGCCGUUCCUUCAUCAAGGCCAUACCUCACGUGGUGCGACCUGUGGAGGACAUCACUGAGGCAGAACUGCAGGGCAUCUGCCAGAAUGCACGGGAAAAAGUCUACGACCGCGUCACUGGAUCCACUUGUCACCAGUGCCGCCAGAAAACAACCGACACCAAAACUAACUGCCGUAAUCCAGAGUGUGCGGGAGUGAGAGGUCAGUUCUGCGGCCCCUGUCUCCGUAACCGCUAUGGAGAGGAGGUCCGAGAAGCUCUGCUGAAUCCGGAGUGGCAGUGCCCGCCAUGCAGAGGGAUCUGUAACUGCAGCUUCUGUCGUGCCCGAGAAGGUCGUUGUGCUACGGGAGUGUUGGUUUACCUGGCUAAAUACCACGGCUAUGACAAUGUGCACGCCUAUCUGAAUAGCUUGAAAAAGGAGCUGGAGGAGAGCGGCAAGUGAAGUGUGGAAGAAGAAGCAGCUGCUGCUCCUGGACCUGACUGACGUGCUAUGUAACUAUUUUGACGUACGCACAGUUCAAAUAUUGUUCGUAGUGUUUCAAGCAGUAUAACACACACUUAUUGUUCCUGUGAAAUUUCAUGUACUUUUUGAGUAUUGACUGACAUCCUGAGGAGGCGCACACAGCCAGUUCUCUCCAGCUUAAAGCUUUCGUUGUGUGUGUUUUUUUUUUUCCCCCACUUUGGUUCUCUCACGUUUUCCUUCCUGUUCUCGAGCUGAACCCCUCCUUAAGACUGGUUGAUUUUGAACUAAGGUAAAGCAAAUUUAAGGAAAAUGUUGUUAAAUCCUUGACUUGUCCAAACCGUUGUAAAUAUUUCACGACAUUUGCGUUGUUCUGUGAUGUACAUGUUCCCUCCUGAGCAUGUUAAAAAAAAUAAUUUUUAAAAAAAUAGUUGAACCAUCCUACCUGCUGCAAAAAUAUUUCAGGCUUGUUUGAAUGAUCUACUGUAUUUUACAUUGUUUUAAAUGUAUAGAUUUGGACAUGAAUUAGCCUCCAAGGGUUCCAUCUUUGUGCCUUUUUGCAAAUUUAUGCUUGUGUUUUUGCAAGUUGUCAAGCCUUUUGUAAAGUGUAAAUGUACAGAAACAAACAAAAACAAAACAAAAAAUGUUUGGUUUGCUUGGGAUGUCUGGUAGAAAUGCCCCGGUGAUCUGCAAGCUACAGAGGUGGUGCAGGUGGAAAGGGCAUAGUCUGGGGUCCACUGCCUCUUACUUCUAAACCACAAGGAACUGUAUGAUAUACUACAGUGCCUGGUUAAAUAUCCUUCAUUAGAUAACUGUCACUAAUGGUGUGGAAACAAUUAGCACACUCUAAUGGGAAUCUCAUACCUGUAAAUCAUUUUAUCCUGUUAAAGCACAUUCUCGCUCUGCUCCAGUCUCUUUGGCUCAUUUUCUGCCUUACACUGUUAAGUAGGAAUGGUUGAAGGUGCCACUGAAGUGGCAAUAGAGUUAUGGCCUGCAUUUUCUGUUCAGAGGUGUGAUACUCUUCACAAAAUGACAUGGAAUUAACCUUUGUUCGUCUUUGAAAUGUGCUUCAUUUGACCUGCAGCAGGAGAUACUGAUUAUAUGAUACUGUUUCAAAAACAAUCAACGGUUGAGAUUUCUUUUUUUACUGUAAUAACUUACUGCUGCUUGUGUUUAUGACGCAAUGUACCCUGUAGCAGGAAGAGUGAUGUUGAACUAGUGAUGGGAAUAUCUGUUAUGGUGAUGCUUGCUUUGUGCUUAUUGGGCUAACUGUACAUUUUCAUUAAAGCGUUAAUCACUGUACAAUCA